CAAACGAUAGGAAGGAAAACUUCUUUGUUUUGGUCCUGUAGCUUCCAUUUCGUAGCAGCGUGAAGCGCACCUGUGCACAUGCUCAAGAUACUCUGAGAGUAGUCCUUUCACCACGCUCAUCUCAACAUCUGCGACACAGCGGUUAGUAAGGGAGCAGUCAUGGAGAGGAGGGCCCCAAACUACUCCAAAUGGGCGGAAAGGCGAUCCACUGUGGUUUAUGCAAUGCGCUCUGCCACAUUCGGCUCGUGGAGGAUGCUGACUUUGGGCACGGAAUACAGCUCAUGGGCCCAGUCUCCUGAAAGCCUUCGUCAACGACAGGCAGUGAUAAGCGAGAAUGCUGAAGAAACGGACAGCAUCGACAUUGACCCGUCAUGGAGAGAGCAGCAGAUGGACGUUCCUCAACAGUAUGAUGCCAUCCUGCACCUUGACGAGAGAGCAGCUUCAGGAGGGAGUCGUGGUAAUCAUAACAUCAUUCGUACACACGAAGCCCUCAAUAGCACGCCAUGGUCCAAGUCUAACAGAAUGGCUCGCUUCGCAGAAGGUCUACCCACCCGCUUUGGAGCUGGAGCAGGUGGAGGAGGCAGAGGUGCGCCCGGCGCAGGCAGAGGGGGCGCCCGGGCUGGUGGUCCUCCAGGCGGCCAAAGGAUGUACAAGCAGUCGAUGGCUCAGAGAGCCAGGACAAUGGCCAUAUACAACCCUAACCCUGUCAAACAGAACUGCUUCACUGUCAACCGAUCCUUGUUCAUCUUUCGAGAGGACAAUCUCAUUAGGAAGUAUGCUAAGCGAAUAACCGAAUGGCCUCCGUUUGAGUACUUGAUCCUGGCCACCAUCAUCGCCAACUGCAUCGUACUGGCCCUGGAGCAGCACCUACCAGCCAAUGACAAGACCCCCAUGUCAGAACGUCUGGAUGACACAGAGCCCUACUUUAUUGGAAUAUUCUGUUUCGAGGCUGGCAUUAAGAUUAUCGCCUUGGGCUUUGCAUUUCACAAAGGCUCGUACCUCCGCAACGGCUGGAACGUAAUGGACUUUGUGGUCGUCCUCACUGGGAUCCUGGCCACGGUGGGCUCAGACUUUGACCUGAGGACUCUGCGAGCGGUGAGAGUACUGAGACCACUCAAACUGGUGUCUGGCAUCCCCAGUCUUCAGGUGGUUUUGAAGUCUAUCAUGAAGGCCAUGGUGCCUCUGCUCCAGAUAGGCAUGCUGCUCUUCUUUGCCAUACUCAUGUUUGCCAUCAUCGGAGUGGAGUUCUACAUGGGCAAGUUCCACUCCACCUGCUUCACUGUCGACACUGGUGAGCGAGCAACAGCGUUCCCCUGUGGUACGGAGGCCCCAGCCAGGAUGUGUCCUAAUGGUACAGAGUGUACAGAGUACUGGAUCGGCCCCAACUACGGCAUCACCAACUUUGACAACAUCCUGUUUGCCGUGCUCACCGUCUUCCAGUGCAUCACCAUGGAGGGAUGGGUGGACAUCCUCUACAAUGCUAACGAUGCCUCGGGGAACACCUGGAACUGGCUCUACUUCAUCCCCCUGAUCAUCAUCGGAUCCUUCUUCAUGCUCAACUUGGUCCUGGGUGUCUUAUCAGGGGAGUUUGCCAAAGAAAGAGAGCGUGUGGAGAAGAGGCAGGACUUUCUAAAGCUGCGCAGACAGCAGCAGAUAGAGAGAGAGCUGACAGGAUACCUGGAGUGGAUAUGCAAGGCAGAGGAGGUGCUGCUGGAGGAGGAGGAUGAGAAUGCGGAGGAGAAGUCCCCUCUGGACGUGUUGAAACGAGGCAAGGUAAAGAAGAGUAAGAAUGACCUGAUUGGUGCUGAGGAGGGAGAGGAUCACUUCACUGACAUGUCCUCUGUUGCCCCCCCAGGCUCUCCGUUUGGCCGAGCCAGCGUGAAGAGCAGUAAGCUGGAGAGCUCAUCCUACUUCCGCCGCAAAGAGAGGAGAAUGCGUUUCUUCAUCCGUCGCAUGGUCAAAGCCCAGAGCUUCUACUGGAUAGUACUAUGUCUGGUGGGCCUCAACACACUGUGUGUGGCCAUCGUCCACUACGACCAGCCUGAGUGGCUCACCACUGCCCUCUACCUGGCAGAGUUUGUGUUCCUGGGUCUGUUCCUGUCUGAGAUGAGCCUGAAGAUGUAUGGCCUGGGAGCCAGGAACUACUUCCAUUCCUCUUUCAACUGCUUCGACUUUAGUGUGAUAAUAGGGAGUAUACUUGAGGUGGUGUGGUCUAUGAUCAAACCAGGGGCAUCCUAUGGCAUUAGUGUGCUGAGGGCUCUUCGUCUGCUUAGGUUAUUCAAAUUUACCAAGUACUGGAACUCCCUGAGGAACCUGGUAGUGUCUCUUCUCAACUCAAUGAAGUCCAUUAUCAGCUUGCUCUUCCUCCUCUUCCUCUUCAUCGUUGUCUUUGCCCUGCUGGGCAUGCAGCUCUUCGGAGGACAGUUUAAUUUUGAAGAGGAGACGCCGACGACCAACUUCGACACUUUCCCGGCGGCCAUUCUCACCGUCUUCCAGAUUUUGACUGGCGAGGAUUGGAAUGCAGUGAUGUAUCAUGGUAUUGAGUCCCAGGGGGGCGUACGGCGAGGGAUGUUCUCCUCGGUCUACUUCAUCGUCCUCACACUCUUUGGAAACUACACGCUCCUGAAUGUCUUCUUAGCUAUCGCCGUCGACAACCUCGCCAAUGCACAGGAGCUCACCAAGGAUGAGGAGAAGCAGGAGGAAGAAGCCAAUAAGAAGCUGGCCCUGCAGAAGGCCAUGGAGGUGAAGGAGGUCAGCCCCAUGUCAGCAGCCAACAUCUCUAUCGCUGCUUUUGUAAAGCAAAAUCGAGAUGCACUCUCUCGCAGCUCGUCCGUCUCCAGCGUGCAUUCACCUAAGGAGCAGCAGAGAGCCAAUAAGAUAAUGUCAGUGUGGGAGCAGCGCACCAACCAACUGCGUCGAAACAACCUGAGAGCCAGCUCCGAGGCUCUGUUCAACGAGCUGGACCCCGAGGAGCGUCUGCGGGUCUCCUCCGCCCUCCACCUGCGCUCCGAUAUGAAGACCCACAACGACCGCCCCCUAGUGGUGGAGCCAGGUAACGGGGACAAUCCCCGACCCCCCGAGGAGGACAGAGACGGAGCAGACCCCCAGAAAGAGGGAGGAGACCCCCACGGUCCACAGCCACGCAAGCACUACCGUCACCGGGAGAGGAACGGGGAGAAUGAGGAGAGCAGGCAUCACACCCACCACAGCCGCAGUAGGGACCACUACCACACAGACGGGCCCCGGUCCAAAGAGGGCAAGGUGGAGAGGAACCAUAGUCGAGAGGGGGGGCAGGGCCACAGGCACCAUCACCAGGCUGAAUCCCCAGAGGAGGGGGUUAAUGGAGGGGGAGAGGGAAGGGAAGACCGCCACCACCACUCCGACAGACAGGGGAACGGGGCCCUGGCUACCAGGGACAGACUGGAGAGCAGGGGCCGGGGCCACAGGGAGGAGAACGGAGAAAGGAGGAAGCACCGCUCACGCAGAGUCAGGGCCCAGUCAACCCUGGAUGGAGACGAGUGCAGAGAGAACGGAGAGAGAAAUGGAGACAGGGACCAAGGACACAGGGACAGGCAGACCGACUCUCAAAGGGAGAGCUUGGCCACCAGUCCUGUGCAGCCUCCUGCAGGUCUGCAGGCUGGAGAGAAGCAAGAGGAUGCUGACAACCAGAAGAACAGCCACAGAGCCAGCCAGGCAGGCCUGAACAGCAACACUGUCCACAUCCCUGUCACCAUCACCGCCCCAUCCAGAGAGACCACCAUCAUACCCAUGGAUAACAUAGACUGUGAGAACCUCCCCCUGAACGAGGAGAAGAAGGACUUGGAGGAGGAGCUGAAGAACGGUCCCAAACACAUUCUCCCCUACAGCUCCAUGUUUGUGUUUGGACAGACCAACCCGGUGCGUCGGCUGUGCCACUACGUGGUGAACCUGCGUUACUUUGAGAUGUGUAUCCUGUCGGUCAUCACCAUGAGCAGCAUAGCCCUGGCUGCUGAAGACCCUGUGCAGGCCAAUGCACCACGCAACAACGUGCUCAAGUAUCUGGACUACGUCUUCACAGGAGUGUUCACCUUUGAGAUGGUGAUUAAGAUGAUAGACCUGGGACUGCUCCUUCAUCCUGGUUCUUACUUCCGGGACCUGUGGAACAUCCUGGACUUUAUUGUGGUCAGUGGAGCUCUGGUGGCGUUCGCCUGCUCAGGAACUAAAGGCAAGGACAUCAACACCAUCAAGUCUCUCAGGGUGCUGCGAGUUCUAAGGCCUCUGAAGACCAUCAAACGACUGCCAAAACUCAAGGCCGUGUUUGACUGUGUGGUCAACUCUCUGAAGAACGUGCUCAACAUCCUCAUUGUCUACAUGCUCUUCAUGUUCAUCUUCGCUGUGAUCGCUGUGCAGCUGUUCAAGGGCAAGUUCUUCUACUGCACCGACGAGUCUAAAGGUCUGGAGAAGGACUGCAGGGGUAAGUUUCUGGACUAUGACGGUGAUGAAGUGGCGGCCCAGGAUCGUGAGUGGAAGAAGUAUGAGUUCCAUUAUGACAAUGUGCUGUGGGCCUUCCUCACCCUAUUCACCGUCUCCACCGGGGAGGGCUGGCCAAUGGUCCUAAAGCAUUCUGUGGAUGCCACCUAUGAGGAUGAGGGUCCCAGCCCAGGCUUCCGUAUGGAGACCUCUAUCUUCUAUGUGGUCUACUUUGUGGUCUUUCCCUUCUUCUUUGUCAACAUCUUUGUGGCUUUGAUCAUCAUCACCUUCCAGGAGCAGGGAGACAAGGCCAUGUCAGAGUGUAGUCUGGAGAAGAACGAGAGAGCUUGUAUCGACUUUGCCAUCAACGCCAAGCCUCUGACGCGCUACAUGCCAGCAGACAAGCAGUCGUUCCAGUAUAAGAUGUGGCAGUUUGUGGUGUCGCCGCCCUUUGAGUACUCCAUCAUGACCAUGAUCGCACUCAACACUGUGGUGCUGAUGAUGAAGUUUCACGGUGCUCCGGAGCUGUAUGAGGCCAUGCUGAAGCACCUGAACAUUGUGUUCACAGCUCUCUUCACACUAGAGUGCAUCCUCAAGAUCAUCGCUUUCGGACCACUGAAUUACUUGAAGGCAGCUUGGAACGUGUUUGACUUUGUGACAGUAUUGGGGAGUAUCACAGACAUCUUGGUCACAGAGAUUAAGACGGACAAGCUGAUCAAUCUGAGUUUCUUGAGGCUGUUCAGGGCAGCCAGGCUCAUCAAGCUGCUGAGGCAGGGCUACACCAUUCGCAUCCUGCUAUGGACCUUUGUCCAGUCCUUCAAGGCCCUACCUUAUGUCUGCCUCCUCAUCGCUAUGCUCUUCUUCAUCUACGCCAUCAUCGGCAUGCAGGUGUUUGGAAACAUUGAGCUGAAUGAGGAAUCAGCCAUCAAUCACCACAACAACUUCCAGACCUUCUUCCAGGCUCUGAUGCUUCUGUUCAGGAGUGCAACAGGUGAGGCGUGGCAUGAGAUCAUGCUGUCGUGUCUGAGUAACCGUCCGUGUGAUAAGCUGUCAGGGACCGGAGGGAAGGAGUGCGGCAGUGACUUUGCUUAUUUCUACUUUGUCUCCUUCAUCUUCCUCUGCUCCUUCCUGAUGCUCAAUCUGUUUGUGGCGGUCAUCAUGGACAACUUUGAGUACCUGACCAGAGACGCCUCUAUCCUGGGGCCUCACCACCUGGACGAAUUCGUCCGUGUUUGGGCCGAGUACGACCCUGCUGCCUGUGGCCGUAUGACCUACCUCGAUAUGUACGAGAUGCUCCGUCACAUGUCCCCUCCACUAGGUUUGGGAAAGAAAUGCCCGCCCAGAAUCGCCUACAAGCGAUUGGUUAAGAUGAACAUGCCCAUUGCCGAUGACAACACGGUGCACUUCACGUCCACUCUGAUGGCGCUCAUCCGCACUGCUCUGGAGAUCAAACUGGCGUCUGGAGUCCUGGCCCAGCGUCUGUGUGACGCUGACCUGAGGAAAGAGAUCUCCAGAGUCUGGCCCAACCUGCCUCCGAAGACUAUCGACCUGCUGGUCACACCAUAUAAAAAUGACGAGUUCAAUGAGCUUCUUUGCCCCUUUGCGGUUGUAAACCGAGAGCUGACAGUGGGGAAGGUCUACGCUGCCCUCAUGAUCUUUGACUACUACAAGCAGAACCGGGCCAAGAGACUGGAACAGCAACUGGGACUGGACUUCACAGGGACAAUUAAGAAUAAAAAGGGCCCAGCCUUCUUCUGCCCCAUGCCCAUGAACCAUAUGCAGGAGGAGGGGACAACAGUCUCCAGAGCCAUUCCCCUGCCAUCCUCCCAACCUGAACCAGAGUCUCAGGCAGAGCCCACGCCAUCCACCACCUCUCUAACCAAUGGGGAAGCAGUACCAAGCACUAGAAGUCCCAUAAAAGAGUCAGGAGAGCAACUGUCUCAGGAGGGCCAACGGUCCAGCAGUAGAAAAAGGAUUCUACAGAGGGGCCAGUCAGAGGACGUGCCCUACUCCAACAAACCUCAGGAAUCAGUGGAGAUGAGGCAGGUGGAGAACGGUGCUGAUAUAGGGGGCUACUCUGGUCUGGAUGGCCAUGGCAGAGCAGCCUCCAUGCCAAGACUGGACUCCCAGUACAAUCGGAACCACCCUCGUCACCUACCUGGGACCUACCUGGCACCUAUUGCUGACAUCAGUCCUAUCAGGCGGUCGGCGUCCACGUUGGCUUCCCAGUGCCACCGGGAGAUGAGUCUGAGAGACUACACCCUGGAGCGGCCCAGCCAGGCCCAAGCCCAGGCCUCCUCAGCCCCAGGUCAAGCCCAGGACAGGCCCCACCACCAUCACCACCACCGCUGUCACAGACGCAGGGACAAGAAGCAGAAGUCGCUUGACAGGGCAACCAGCGUUCAGCCUUCUAGUACAGCAUGUGAGAGGGGUUCGUCUGUUGACCCCCUUGUGGAGGGCUUGACCAGGGAGCGGGCGAGGGAGCGUGACCGCGGCCGGCCUCAUGAGAAGAGGCACCACUCUGCAGCCGGGGAGACGAAGCGUUACUACUCCUGUGAGCGCUACGUAGGCAGGGAGCACUGCCACACCAAGUCAGCUGGCCCCAGCCGCUCCACCUCCCCUGGAGAGACCCACGACCUAGGCCUCUUGAAGCAGAGUAUCAGGAUGAGUAAAGGCAGCCAAGUGGUCCUAACCUUUGGAUCUAGCCCAUCCUGCCGUGGGCGCAGACAGCUCCCCCAGACCCCCCUGACCCCCCGCCCCGCCGUGGCCUACAAGACUGGAAACUCCUUGCCCAUGCAGUUUGGUUCCACAGGGCACCAGUCCUUUCUCAGUCGUGGACUCUCAGAGCGUAACGCCCUGCUGGAGUCACCCCCCAUACCCGUCACCCUCAUUGGCUUAGACCCAAACCUGAGCCCCUGUCCGCGGAACGCCCCACCAUGCAGACUCCCUGAGGAGCCUGACGACUUCCAGGAUGCUGUGAGCAACCAUGGAGGGAGCCACUCCCCUAGGAUCAUUGCCUCAGCCUCCCAUGGGGCUGCCGGGCACUCUUCUGCACCUGCCCCACAGGGCCGGGUUGGGAUCCCAAACGGGUACCACUUCACUCUUGGGGUCAAUGCCGUUUCAAGCUCCAGCCCCAGAGGGACUGGGAAUUUUCGUGAGAAGGAAGAGGAUGACUGGUGCUAGUGUAGCAUAGCUAACAUCCCCCUCCACAUAUCUGGAAGCGUUUUAGCUUGAACGUUGAUGAACUCGCUCAUCUUUUGUACAGAUGACAGUAUAGUUUUGUUGUUUACUAUGUGCUCUUAGGUGGCCAAGGGUGUGGGGUGUGUUCAAAGAUGUGUAAAACAUUGAAAAAUUACUCUGAAAAGGAAAAUCAUUCAUGUUUUUUGUGAUGUUUUCUCUUAUCUACACAAAGGACACUAAAGGACAAAGGACACCUGCUGUGACAUUUUCUCAAUUCCUUUCUUGCACUGAAAUUAAAGCUUAUUUCAAUAGUGUGCAUAGUCCAGAGGACAUGUGAAAUCCCUCUUGAGUAUUUGACCUUUUUUUUUUAUUAGAUGAAAAAAAAAGCCAAAAUGUCUUCCUACUGUCUGUGGGGGAAAACAACUAAGACUUUAAACAGUGUUUCUCUGCAGGAUUGAGCAGAAAAAUCUUUAUUUCACCCUAUAUUACAGUUUUAAAAUGGGGCUACAUACUAUUGCUGUCUAAAGGACAAAACACACUGUGCUGUCAUACGACUAAAAGCAGCUGGUGGCCUAUCGCCUCUGACCACAGACCAUCGGCCGCCAUUUUCUACACAAUGAAUAGCCAAUGUUCUUUGACACCCAGCAGGUGAUCUACUGCGUAUGGUGUGUGUUUUCCUUUCAUGUGUCUGCUGGGUCUAGAAGUAAAAUGAGAGGAACCAGGAGGCACAAGUGGUGAUAAAAAUGCAUUACCACUCAAAUCCCCUCCCUCUCUGCAAAAAAUCUAGUAUCUCUUUUACUCUUUUUUACACAAGCUUCCGGUAUUACAGAAACAUACAUAAGGAUAGUAUAGGAUAGUAUAGGAUAGUAUAAGUAGGUCUAGUAUUGCUGCUGUUUUUCCAUGUAACCAAUGUUAAACCAUUUCUCAACCACAACAAUAAAAACACAGGACUGGAGAUUCUAAUAUAUUUUCUAUGGAACUAUAACAUUCGAUGGAACAUCUUUUCAGGAUGUUCAUUAUUUUGUGAGUUGUACCUAGUGUAAGUGAUGAGUGUAGUUGGGUAGGUCAGCUGUUUCUAACGUAUUGCUCUAAUGGCUGAAUACCAAGUGCCUAUCAUUAAAGAUGUGUUAUUGUAAAGCUAUAAUGCAGCCUGACUUUUGAUGUAUCAACACUGGAGAGGAGAGGGUGGAACGUAUGAUAUGAGGUAUACAGUAUAUGAUGUAUAUAAUAACUGGUUAUGCAUAUGAGUAGAAAUGUAUAUAGUUGAAAAGCAAAGAGAGGUUUACAUAAUUUAAGGACUACAGUAUGAAUUGCUGGUUUGGAAUGAACAAAGCCUUUUCUUUGAUUCUCCAAGGAGGGAAAGGUUUUUGGUAAUCAUGUACAACAUGAUUAUGUACAAUAUAGAAGUUAUAAGUAGGUCAGAACUACAGAUCCAAAGAAAUGUAAUGCAUUGUAAUGCAUGCCAGGGUCUUGAACUUGUCAAAGUUGUCUGUACUUUUGCUUAAGGGUGUAUACAGAGCUUUUGCCUUUCUCUUCCAAAAAUAGACAGCACUGCCAGAGUGAGAUGUAGGGAAAAGUGGUUCCAGGGGAAAAAGUGCCCUUCGUGAUUCCUUCCAACAAGGAAAGUUUCACUUUACAUGUUCUUAUCGAUAUCAACAAUAUAUUCAAAUGUAUGCCUCCAUAUCUUUCAGAUAAAGUAGAGUAAAUGUACAGUACGCUAUUGAAUUCUGCCACUUUUGCCAAUAUCUCAAGGGUUUGUUUUCUUCCAAAUAUAUUUCUCCUGAAAGCAGGGUCGUGUGAAGGGUUUCACUAACUGAUAUAUAGCCUACAACCUUGUGUGUUCGCAGGUAUUGAAGGGUUGUGUUGAGUGUUGACUCUUUAAAGUAGGGCUAUGCAACAAGAUGACACUUUGGGACGGAUUCUCAUCUGCGCUGUAGCUUUACCCUCUCGGGUCUCCAGGUUCAGGCUUUAGCAUGACUUUUUACCAAAUUUUACAUAGGAUUUAUUAACAAAGAUUUGUCAAAUGUAAAUGUAGUAUAUAAUGUACGUUGAAAAUGCAUUAAUGAAGGCACAAUGGUUAUAAAUGGAAUUAUGUCAAACAGGGCAUUUUGAGUUCAGCAAGUCGAUUUGCAUGUACUCUGAUAGAACCACCCAGAUGGACAAAUGUUUGUUUUUAUUGUACUAAAUCAGAAAUAGCAUUUAUUUCGUUUUCUAGAGUCAGAUAUAUCGUGCAAUCUAUUUGAUGGAUGGUCAAAGGUGAAAUAUUAGACUUUGAAUUGAAGUUAUUAAAUGUGAACAUGGCUAUUUGUAGGAUUGCAGGAAUCUUCCUUUGGCCUCUGUGUGCCAAUAUGGUGUCAUAGUGGGGGAUAUAACGAGUGUGUACCCCUAGAUCUGUGAACACACCCAUCAUCUUUUAAACCUCACUCACCCCACCCUCCCAGUAAAUAGGUCGGCAAUUUUAAAACCACAGCGGUUUGUCUCGGCAUACCUCAUCCAGGUUUCCCUGUGGCUAUAUUCCCUGGACAUGUCAUGUUUGUAUGUUAUGAAACGUAUGUGCAUGUGCAAAACAAAAACAUUGUGUACAGAAUGUAGUGUAUGAAGAUAAACAAUCUGUUCACUGGUUGUAUUUGCUGAAGAUCUUUAAUGCACAUGUCUUUGUUUCUGGAAAGUCAAAGAGCUUGAAUUACAUUUCAAUGGAAGUAUCGAACUAUAUUUGGAGGUUCUGGUCUGGAGCAACUGGGUCCUUUGCUGCCUGAUAUGUUAUAGGCCUAUGACUGUCAAUCCUACAGUUGUUUCUACCAUUACAUUUUGUAUGAAUAGAAGUCCUUGAAUAAAGAUAUAUGAACAUGAUUGAA
Messenger RNA from Oncorhynchus tshawytscha (Chinook salmon), 10484 nucleotides. Its product is annotated as voltage-dependent N-type calcium channel subunit alpha-1B-like. The record is from RefSeq and is a predicted model, not a curated record. The transcript is spliced from 52 exons. Gene Ontology annotation, molecular function: high voltage-gated calcium channel activity. Gene Ontology annotation, cellular component: voltage-gated calcium channel complex; membrane; neuronal cell body. Bases 160 to 7632 code for a protein of 2490 amino acids. Gene Ontology annotation, biological process: calcium ion import across plasma membrane; chemical synaptic transmission. Lineage: Eukaryota; Metazoa; Chordata; Actinopteri; Salmoniformes; Salmonidae.